UCGAUCUGAAUCCGUAAUGGACUGCUGAAUUGGGAAUUGCUGCAGACCAACAGUGCAGUACUGCUUGCUGCUUCAUUUAUUACUAGUUAUUUAAAUUGGACUUUUAAUAUCCUGCCAGCUGCUCUUCACACACACAUGGUGCAUUGUUGCCAUUCUCAGAAUUGCAUCUUUGAAAUCCAGACCCUCAGUAACCUUCAUCGAACAAAGAGGCGACCUCCUGCGUACACUCGUAGAGGGAUUUUUUGGACCUGCUGCCCUCUAGCUUUCUUGCUGGUGCUAUAUUUCUAAGACACUAUGGAGCCCAGUAUGGAAUAUUGCUUAGCGCAGGUGCUGCAGAAGGACGUCGGAAAGAGACUUCAAGUUGGCCAGGAAUUAAUAGAUUACUUCUCAGAUAAACAGAAAUCAACUGAUCUUGAACAUGAUCAGACUAUGCUGGAUAAAAUGGUUGAUGGACUGGCUACUUCCUGGGUAAACUCCAGCAACUAUAAGGUGGUGCUGCUGGGCAUGGACAUCAUCUCGGCGCUGGUGUCGCGCUUGCAGGACCGCUUCAAGGCGCAGAUCGGCACAGUGCUGCCCAGCUUGCUCGACCGCCUCGGAGACUCUAAGGAUCUGGUGCGGGAGCAGGAUCAGACCUUGCUGCUGAAAAUCAUGGAACAGGCCGCCAAUCCACAGUACGUGUGGGAUAGGAUGCUAGGAGGAUUCAAACACAAGAAUUUCCGGACAAGAGAAGGGAUUUGCCUCUGCCUUAUUGCAACGCUCAAUGCAUCUGGAGCUCAGAGUUUAACACUGAGCAAGAUAGUGCCACAUAUAUGUAACUUACUUGGAGAUCCAAACAGCCAGGUCCGAGAUGCAGCAAUAAACAGCCUCGUGGAGAUCUACCGGCAUGUUGGCGAGCGCGUGAGGGCUGAUCUCAGCAAGAAGGGACUCCCCCAGUCUCGGUUGAAUGUAAUUUUUACAAAAUUUGACGAGGUCCAAAAAUCUGGAAACAUGAUCCAGAGCUCGAGUGAUAAGAAUUUUGAUGAUGAAGACUCCGUGGAUGGGAACAGACCUUCCUCAGCCAGCUCCUCUACAUCCUCAAAGGCCCCUUCCAAUUCCCGCAGAGUUGGGAUGGGGACUGCCCGCAGGCUUGGCUCUGCAGCUCUGGGCUCAAAGUCUUCAACAGCCAAAGAGGGAGCAGGUGCUGUUGAUGAGGAAGACUUCAUUAAAGCAUUUGAGGAUGUCCCAACAGUUCAGAUCUAUUCCAGCCGAGAUCUUGAAGAAUCCAUAAACAAAAUAAGAGAGAUACUGUCAGAUGAUAAGCAUGACUGGGAACAGAGAGUGUCUGCUCUGAAGAAGAUCCGCUCCUUGCUCUUGGCUGGAGCUGCAGAAUAYGACAACUUCUUCCAACACUUACGACUUUUGGAUGGAGCAUUUAAAUUAUCCGCUAAAGACCUGCGAUCUCAAGUAGUGCGAGAGGCUUGUAUCACACUGGGACAUUUGUCAUCAGUUUUGGGAAACAAGUUUGACCAUGGGGCAGAAGCCAUCAUGCCAACAAUUUUUAAUCUAAUUCCCAACAGUGCCAAAGUCAUGGCCACUUCUGGUGUUGUAGCAGUUAGAUUAAUCAUUCGACAUACGCAUAUCCCUCGAUUAAUACCCAUCAUAACAAGUAAUUGUACCUCCAAGUCUGUUGCUGUUAGAAGGCGCUGUUUUGAAUUUUUAGACUUGCUGUUGCAAGAAUGGCAAACUCACUCCCUAGAAAGACACAUAUCAGUGUUAGCAGAAACAAUAAAGAAGGGAAUCCAUGAUGCGGACUCAGAAGCCAGGAUAGAGGCAAGAAAGUGUUACUGGGGUUUUCAUGGUCACUUCAGCCGAGAGGCAGAGCAUUUGUAUCACACCCUGGAAUCAUCCUACCAAAAGGCCCUGCAGUCCCACUUGAAGAACUCUGACAGCAUUGUGUCCUUGCCACAGUCAGAUCGCUCCUCUUCCAGCUCUCAGGAGAGUCUCAACCGUCCGUUGUCUGCCAAAAGAAGUCCUACUGGAAGCACUGCAUCUAGAGCAUCUACAGUAAGUACAAAGUCAGUGUCAACACCAGGAUCUCUGCAGCGAUCCCGCAGCGACGUGGACGUGAACGCAGCAGCUAGUGCCAAGUCUAAAGUGACAUCUGGAGCAUCCACCCCCUUCAGUUCUGCUGCAGCCUUGCCCCCAGGCUCAUAUGCAUCACUAGAUGGUACUACCACUAAACCCGAGGGUAAGCAGUCGCUCUAUGUUAACCGAGGUCGGAUUCGUACCAGGAGACAGAGCUCUGGCAGUGCCACAAGCGUCACCUCAACGCCUGCUGACUCCCGAGGACGUAGCCGGGCUAAAGUAGUUUCACAGUCCCAGCGAUCCAGAUCAGCUAAUCCUGCUGGUGCUGGCAGUCGGUCUAGUUCUCCGGGUAAACUCUUAGGAAGCRCCUAUGGUGGCCUGAGCAGUGGAUCAUCCAGAGUCCAGGUGGUGUCAUCGUCAUCAGAAAAACGCAGCAAGAUCCCUCGGAGCCAGGGAUGCAGUCGGGAGACGAGUCCCAACAGGAUAGGACUAGCACGGAGCAGUCGCAUCCCCCGACCCAGCAUGAGUCAGGGGUGCAGCCGCGAUACCAGCCGCGAGAGCAGUCGAGAUACAAGCCCUGCUCGGGGCUUCCCGCCGCUCGAGCGGUUCGGGCUCGGCCAGCCCGGCAGGAUGCCUGCUUCCGUGAAYGCCAUGCGAGUCCUGAGCACGAGCACCGACCUGGAGGCUGCCGUGGCCGAUGCACUGCUGUUAGGAGACUCCAGGAGCAAGAAAAAGCCUGUGAGAAGAAGGUACGAGCCCUACGGGAUGUACUCCGAUGAUGACGCGAAUAGCGACGCGUCGAGCGCCUGCUCCGAGCGCUCCUACGGCUCCAGGAACGGCGGCAUCCCGCACUACCUGCGACAAACAGAGGAUGUUGCCGAGGUCCUGAACCACUGCGCCAGCUCCAACUGGUCCGAAAGGAAAGAAGGGCUCAUAGGUCUUCAGAACUUACUGAAAAGCCAGCGGACACUCAGCCGAGUUGAGUUAAAAAGGCUGUGCGAGAUAUUUACUCGGAUGUUUGCUGACCCUCACAGCAAGAGAGUCUUCAGCAUGUUUUUGGAAACGCUGGUUGAUUUCAUCAUCAUCCACAAAGAUGACUUGCAGGACUGGCUUUUUGUUCUCCUGACCCAAUUGCUAAAGAAAAUGGGAGCAGAUUUGCUGGGGUCUGUGCAGGCAAAAGUUCAGAAAGCCCUGGAUGUCACAAGAGAUUCUUUUCCAUUUGAUCAACAAUUUAAUAUUUUGAUGAGGUUUAUUGUAGAUCAGACCCAAACACCAAACCUUAAGGUGAAAGUUGCUAUCCUGAAGUAUAUUGAGUCCCUGGCAAGACAGAUGGAUCCAACAGACUUUGUGAACUCCAGUGAGACAAGACUCGCAGUGUCCAGAAUUAUAACCUGGACAACAGAACCAAAGAGCUCAGAUGUGAGAAAGGCAGCACAAAUAGUCCUGAUUUCUCUCUUUGAACUGAACACUCCCGAGUUUACCAUGUUACUUGGUGCCUUGCCAAAAACAUUCCAGGACGGUGCUACCAAGCUCCUGCACAACCACCUCAAGAAUUCCAGCAACACGAGUGUGGGUUCCCCCAGCAAUACCCUCGGUCGGACUCCUUCCCGGCACUCCAGCAGCAGAACCAGUCCCUUAACUUCACCUACCAACUGUUCCCAUGGGGGCCUGUCUCCAAGUAUGCUGGAUUAUGACACGGAGAACCUAAAUUCUGAUGAAAUCUACAGCUCUCUUCGUGGAGUCACAGAAGCAAUUGAAAAAUUUAGUUUCCGUAGUCAAGAGGACCUGAAUGAGCCAAUCAAACGGGAUGGGAAGAAAGACUGUGAUAUUGUGUCUCGAGACGGUGGCCUCGCGGUGCCUUCUGGUGACGUCCGCGGCAGCAGUGAUGUUGUGGAAGGGGGAAGGAUGGCCCUAGAUAACAAAACCUCYCUUCUUAAUACUCAGCCUCCCCGCGCAUUUUCAGGGCCCCGUGCUCGAGAGUACAACCCCUACCCCUAUUCCGACACGAUUAAUACUUACGACAAGACUGCCCUGAAGGAAGCGGUGUUUGAUGACGACAUGGAUCAGCUUCGGGAUGUACCCAUUGACCAUUCUGAUUUGGUGGCUGAUCUUCUGAAAGAGCUGUCUAACCACAACGAGCGGGUGGAGGAGCGGAAAGGAGCCCUCCUGGAACUGCUGAAGAUCACGCGUGAGGAUAAUCUUGGAGUCUGGGAGGAACAUUUCAAAACCAUUCUGCUUUUGUUGCUGGAAACACUUGGAGACAAAGAUCAUUCAAUAAGAGCCCUGGCACUGAGGGUCCUGAGGGAGAUCUUACGGAAUCAGCCAGCCAGGUUCAAGAACUAUGCUGAGUUGACCAUCAUGAAAACCCUGGAAGCGCAUAAGGAUUCCCACAAGGAGGUGGUCAGAGCUGCUGAGGAAGCUGCUUCUACCCUGGCCAGUUCGAUCCACCCGGAGCAGUGCAUCAAAGUGCUUUGCCCCAUCAUUCAAACUGCAGAUUACCCAAUUAAUUUAGCUGCCAUCAAAAUGCAGACAAAAGUCAUCGAGAGGAUUUCUAAGGAAUCAUUGCAUCAGCUCCUUCCUGAUAUUAUUCCUGGAUUGUUGCAGGGUUACGAUAAUACGGAGAGCAGUGUCCGUAAAGCUAGUGUAUUUUGCCUGGUGGCAAUUUAUUCGGUAAUUGGAGAAGAACUGAAACCUCAUCUCGCACAACUCACGGGAAGCAAGAUGAAGCUACUAAACUUGUACAUAAAGAGGGCCCAGACUACCAAUAGCAACAGCAGUUCCUCUUCAGAUGUUUCAACGCACAGUUAAUGAAGAUAUCCGGACAUGUGUAGACUUAGAAGCAAUCAACGGUGCCUCUCAGAGACCUUUCUGCUACUCUAACUUCACUGGCGUGCUCCAUCAGCUUAAGGAGGCCAUGCAGAUAUUUAUUGCAAUCAGUAUUUUAGUCCCUUAAAGCUUUUAUGUAGAAUCUUAUCGGUAUUGAAUGUAAAGGAAGCAAGGUCUGUGUUGCAGUCUUCAUUAAAAAAAGAAAAAAGUGAACAACAGAAAGCCAUACUUAAACAUAUUUGUAUAGCCUGCUGAAAUCUCUGAAAUAUGUUUAGGUUAGUUUUCCAAAACUGAGUCCAACAAGGUGGACAUGCGUAAAGGCCAAGCGAACCUUAGGUUAGUUCACACCCGGGUCUGGUUUCUGUGCUCUCUCCCCGUGGUUGCGGCCGCUCCGGCUGGAUUCUUCUCUCCUUGCCAGUGUUGUGGUCCCCUUUUGUAUGUCCUCCUUGGGGCCCGCCUAGCGUGCGGGAUGCUCCAUGAGGAGUUCUUUGCAGCUAGGGCUGUGGUUCCAGCCUCUGAUGCUUUAAUACUGAGAGAUAGCAAAUGAGUAAUGGAAAAAAGUAGGUUCUUUUUAAACAUCCGAGUUUUGUACAUAGUUCUGACAGACCUCUGAUGGGCUGAUUUUUCUGUAACUUCUCUCCAGCCAGCUGUGCAUUGUGAAACAGCUCUUGCUACUUUCAUUGACUCUGUAAAUACUUUCCUGCUCCCUGCCUCUUUGGCUCUUUCAUACACUCAAAAGGCACGUCAGGUACCUUGUAGCUUCUCGAAGAGAGCCUGAGAGGCGGUUCCGGGACUGCUUACGGUCUCUGAGGCCUGCGAUGGCACUGCAGUUUUGGGGCUGCCUUGGGCUCUGAGUGCACCCAUGGGCUGGCAGUCAGAGGCAGCAGGAUCGCAGGGCUGCCUUGCAAGAUGAGCUGUUUUUUAGUGGUCUGUACAUCAAGAGGGGCUGAUCUGCUGCUCUGACCAGACUCCCUGGUGUUGGGUGGUGAAGGGUCUUGUUCAUGAGCACUUCUCCUGUGCCCUGGGCAAGCUCUCCACUGCAGAUGACGGAAAGGGAAUCUUAAACUGGACAAAGCCCGUGGAGGUGCC
This is a messenger RNA of Nothoprocta perdicaria, 5979 nucleotides long. It is a transcript of the gene CLASP1, whose product is annotated as cytoplasmic linker associated protein 1. The transcript is spliced from 41 exons. The record is from RefSeq and is a predicted model, not a curated record. Gene Ontology annotation, molecular function: kinetochore binding; microtubule binding. NCBI's taxonomy places the organism in Eukaryota, Metazoa, Chordata, Aves, Tinamiformes, Tinamidae. Gene Ontology annotation, cellular component: cytoplasmic microtubule; spindle microtubule; microtubule organizing center. Gene Ontology annotation, biological process: mitotic spindle assembly. The coding region runs from base 295 to 4872 and encodes 1525 amino acids.